AUGCUGAAUUCUUUCCAAGUCAAGCUUAUUAAAUCUAUCGAAAACGGAGUUCUCGAAGAAACUAAGAGGCUUGCUAUUGGUAAAUUUGAUAUUGAUAAGCCAUUAGUUCCAUCUUUAGAAAUCCCAAUAAAACCUCCAUCAAAGAAAGUUCCAUUUCCCGUUAUUCGUGGUCCGACACCAUUGAUACUUGCAAUACUAUAUGAAAGAACUGAUAUUGCAAAAUAUUUAUUGGUCGAGAAACAUGCGAGGUUAACUGUCAAAGCAAACGGAUUAUAUCCAAUACAUUAUGCAUGCAUAGUAGGAAAAUUAGAUUUAUUGCAAAUUAUACUUGAAACAGAUGAAGGAAAAGAACAAAUUAACUUACAGAAUGAUUACCUCUAUACUCCUCUACAUCUAGCUGCUGCAAAUUCGCAUAUACAAUUAGUACUUUUACUUCUUAAAAAUGGUGCAAAAUGCAAUAAUAAAGAUUUUAAACAGUUACCGGAUACAAAGAACAAUGUACUUCAUGUGUGCAUGAGAAAUUCGGAUAUAUCCAUCGUUGAAGCCCUUCUUUCAAAAGGUGCUAAUUUGGAUGAAGUUAAUUCUGAAAAUGAAACGCCAUAUCAGACAGCAUUCUUCUUCCACAAUGAACAAAUGAUAGAAUUUUUGCAAAAGUACGCAACUAAUCCUUCAAUUGUUCGACCAUUUGAAAUUUUAUGUAAGAAAUACUUAGACGAAGAAGUGAUUUCAAGUGAAUCAGAACAGUUACAAAGCUUAUCUGAACAACUUCGUGUUCUUACAAAUAAAUUAGAAAAUUUGGAGCAAUCCAAACAAUAA
Molecule: messenger RNA, 816 nt
Organism: Trichomonas vaginalis G3
Lineage: Eukaryota; Parabasalia; Trichomonadida; Trichomonadidae
Product: osmolarity-sensing cation channel protein
Exons: 1
Coding region: 1-816 (271 amino acids)
Molecular function (GO): protein binding
Source: RefSeq, a predicted model, not a curated record